Iphiclides podalirius (scarce swallowtail) is the source of this 477-nucleotide messenger RNA. The record is from the annotation of a GenBank genome assembly. NCBI's taxonomy places the organism in Eukaryota, Metazoa, Arthropoda, Insecta, Lepidoptera, Papilionidae.
AUGCAACCUAAUUCGGCCGACCAUCGAGCCGCUAUGCAAAGCCCGCCCGCACAAGUUCACGAUCGAUCCGCAUCGCCCCAUAUGCGUGAUGAAAACGAAAGCACGCCGGCUCAACCCUUUCGCGGUCGUGUGUACACUUGUCAAACUUCGCUCCGUUCAUUCAGUCGAAACUGCACGCACCCUCUCGCUCUUGCAUGGGUCACGCACACGUGUCGUCUCGUCUCACCCCACAUGAGUGUAACCCGGCGGAGUUACGGCGCCCUCGAUGCGGAGGGAAACGCUUCGGGGGAGGUGACACCGCACGGGCCGGGUUGUACGCUCAUGCACGUGACGCCGCCGAAGGGGCUCAUUCACGGCGCACACACGCGGGCGGGAAGGCGCGGUGACGUAUCGAGGUUGUGUGGGAGUCGCCCGCGCGUUGUCUAUGGUCAGGCAGGCGCGCGGCGGCCAUUUAUUUUGCAACGAGAUUUACAACUA